Messenger RNA from Acanthochromis polyacanthus (spiny chromis), 6185 nucleotides. RefSeq names its product troponin T, slow skeletal muscle-like. Gene Ontology annotation, molecular function: tropomyosin binding; troponin T binding. Gene Ontology annotation, biological process: regulation of muscle contraction; slow-twitch skeletal muscle fiber contraction; sarcomere organization. Gene Ontology annotation, cellular component: troponin complex. The coding region runs from base 5081 to 5869 and encodes 262 amino acids. The transcript is spliced from 12 exons. Lineage: Eukaryota; Metazoa; Chordata; Actinopteri; Pomacentridae. The record is from RefSeq and is a predicted model, not a curated record.
UGCUGGUCCGGUCUCUCUCAGACCAAUCCAGAUCUCUGUACUCACAUCACUGGCUGCCACCGUGCUCACCAGUGCCGUCAUGUGUUCGCUGUUGCCAACUGUAGCAAGGUCGAUGUGUUUCUUCCUGCAGUAACUCUGGGCGUCAUUCCAGUUCAUAGCCGUGUUGAUCAGAUAAUACUCAUAAAUAACAUCUGAACACAAACUGAUGCCACCUGUUCAGGGACAUCCAACAGUCUGUUAUUAUAUCAGCGUUCAUUUAAAUUAAACACAAUCAUUACUUCAUUUCUUACACUUACCUGAAGCUAGCAGUAAAAUCAGUAGAUGGAGUGUCUUUUUGCUAAGAUAUAAAAUGGUAAAUGUUAUACAAGUUGUUAAAAAAAAUAAAAUGAACACAGAUAAAAGUUUUGCACUUGUUAGCCCACUAAAGCAUCCUUUUACACCGGUCCAAGUCAGAGCUUUUUUUAAAGGCUGUGUGUGUGCUGGCAUGUAUUUUAGAGAACCAUAAUAAAAUGAUUGGUAAACAUUUUGUUAAAUAAUUAAGAGUAGUUUUUACUUUGCUUAAAUCCCCGUACGGUAAUAUCCAUUUAUUUUCUCACUUCCUGGUAAAAGAACAUUUUGAAUUAAUGUAAAGCUACAUAAAAUAUUGAAACCAGUACGGGAUAGACUUUAUAAAAUUCAUUUUUAAAAAGUGCAGAAUCCUACAUUCUUAACUACAGUGACUCUUAUCAUCUAAAAGGGCAAUCCCAUGAAACGUGUGAAUGUUUUCCAGAGCUAUAAUGAUUUGUCAGUUCGUUAAUAGAUAGAAAAUUAUGAUUUGACAACUACUUUGAUAAUAAACUGAUUGCUUAAGGGAUUUCUUCAGCAAAUAUUACUGUCUAGUAAAGAUUUGCUGAUUUUUCCCUGGUAAAACUGUAAAUCUUUGGGAAAGGGAAAACUUAAUGGUCCUUUUUGGAUACGAUUCCAAAUUCAUAUUUGAGAAAAUGGUCUCACAUAAAGGGUGAAUGAAAAACACUAAUAGUAUAUAUGAAUGGUUGACAUAAAUUACAUUAAAUCAUAAUAUUUAUAUCUAUCCGUGCUUUCCAAUACUUAAAUGAAGUCAAAUUGAAUAAAUAAUCUCAUAAGUCUUCAUUAUUAGCUUAUGUAACGUAAAAAUAUCGCUAUUCUUGAACUCAUUUUAAGGCAGGAUUUUAACAACUUCAUUCUAUUUUAUUGUAGCAUCACAAAAAAAAUCACAGAAUUUCACAUUUAUUUAUGCAUUAAAUGCCUCCAUAUAGUCUAAAUUCUGCCCCAAGACAAGAAAUAAAAAGACGAUGUCUGUUCAUAUGUGAUCAUAGAAAAUAAACUCCACACUUAGUGCUUUCUAGGAAAUUCUGUAUUCGUGUGGCCAUGACCUUGACCUUAAAUAACCCAAGCAUCAUGCUGGAGAAUUACUAUACACCUACACCACCUUCUCUUUUCAGCAUAUUUUGUUGGUGUUACUCACUAAAUAAAUUACAUUUCUUACCUGAUGUGCAGAUGUGUCAUCGUGACAAAUGAGGUGAACUUUUGCAAGUCGUUAAUCUUCCUUCUUCUUCCAUAUGAUGUGAUUUGGUCUCUCCAAAGAACCUUUGUAUUUGGCUUUAUGGAAAUUGUGUUUGCGUUUGACCAUAGCAAGCACAUAUUUGCAUUUCACAAGGAAAUUUUAAGACGCAAGUAGAGUUAUGGGGUUAGGAGAGGAUGAUGGUGAUGUCAUGUCUAUGUUGUUUUUAUCUAUAACAUCUAUAAAUCUAUAGAUAGCUAAACUGAGAGAUACAGUAGAUGAAGGUGAGAAAAUUUAUAGCAGCAGUUGUAUAGAAAGAGAGGUCAGACUUUUCUUAUAGUUUUUAGAUAACUUGUUAAAUAUAUAUGUUGAAGUCAAUUUGCCGUUCAUUCAAAGAUAAAAUCUUAAAUUGUAGCCGAACAGUUUUCAUGUAACUUUUUGGACCAACCUGGAGAGCACCAAACAUUAACUUAACUUUCCUCUCUUAAAUCAUCUUUCAGGUUUUACAUCCAGCUUUUCUGUCAUUAUAGAAAUAACACUGCAUCAUUUGUAACCGGUACCCAAUAUUGCAGCGAUGGUCAUCACCUUUCUAUUUUGGGCCAUUGUGUGUGGUGACAGAAAUUGUCUUGUUUUGGUCCUGUUAUUCUUUCUCUUCUGUAUUUCUCUCAUCUCCUGCCACCUGUCUUCCUGUUUCUUCUUUCAGUGGUGAGGUCAGCAACAAACCCUCCUCUUAUUAUCCGGUCUGUCAGACUUCAGCUUAUGCCCCCAAAAGCCACCAAUGAUCCACAUACAUUCCCUGUUCCUCUUCUCGAAAUGUUACCGCAUGUUCAAGCACAUUCCCCAGUCCAUUUGCUCCAACUGAACCAUCACUUGUACUAAUCUGAACCCUAAAACCAAGUAUUAACACUUACUUAUCUGGAACCACCCUCAUCCUCUCUCAAGUCUAAAACUAAAAUAACCUGAAACCGGUCAGAAUGAUUAUAUUCAGACGAUUUGAUUUUUGUCCCCAAAAGAGGGUCUGGUCCUCGUAAUGUGACCUUAUAAACAGGUCUAUGUCCCCACAAUGCGGGUUGUACAAGUACAGACACACACACACCUCCUUGUUACCCCAGAAGACCCCGUAUAUAAAGCUCUGUUUAGUUUCCCCUCUAGUCGCUACUCCUCUUCAUCACCGGUGAACAUCUUUAUCUUUUGCUGUUCAGGUAAGUGCUUUGACUUUUCCUCUGUAAUUCUCUCGUCCUAAAACAAGAUGUUUCUUCUUUCUUUUAAUAGGUCAAAUAACUCAUGUCAAGAGGGUCUCUGAUGGUUUUGAAACCAAAGAGAAUCAUCACAAAAGCUGAUGUUUCUCUGAUUGUGUUUUUUGCUUGAUAUGUUGGUGGGACAAUGUUAAAGUGCUGCCCACAAACAGCAAAACAUUUAUUGCAUCAUUUUUUUUAACAAAUAAAAGCAAAUGAGUGAUUAAAUGGUCAAGAUGUUCUAAAUAUUCCAAACUAACUGUGUCUGAUAAACAAUUCAAUUUCCCUAAUAUUUUAAUAACAAUAAUUUUGUAAAAUCUUUAGAUAUUUUUUUUUUUAAAUCAUGCUAUCAGCCUAGCUUAUCUUUAACAUUGUUUACUGUGUGUUUUGUCUCUUGGUAAAAUAAAUUACAUUACAUUAAAAAUGCAGGUGUAAGAAGUUGGAGAGCGUCUGUAGCCAGAAAAGUACUGUAUUUUAUUCUAAUGUCGAUGCGUGAACCAGACAGUUACUGGUGCUGGAAUAUUUUGCGAUGUCAGCCAUCAAGAAAAGUAUUUAUUUUAAUUGUACAAUGUCACAAAUAUAAUAUAGUCAAUAUCUGUUUGUUCCAGUUACUCAGAGAUGCUAUAUUAUGUUAAUAGUGAGUGAAAUAUGUACAUCCAUUCCAUAUUUUCACAACUUGUGUGUAAUUUGAUAGAUGUUUUAGGCUGCAGUUUUAGGCAUAUUUGAGACUAAAUUACAAUAAAACUCAAUAAACCACAACUGCAUGAUAAAAUGUAAUUCGUUUGACACUGGCACACCAGAGUGGACAAAGCUGUAAUAUAUCUCUGAAAUGAAACAUGCCCCAUCAUGACAUGAAGUUAUUCUCGGUGCCCUUGGGCUCUCUGUCCAUCUGUCCAGCUCAGUGUGACUCUGCCGGUCAGUUUAGCCAACAGUGAAGCGAUGCAUCGAAUUCCUCUCCCAAUCCUUCAUCUGCCUUUUGUCCGAGCCCCUGUUUAUUCAGAUUCACAUGCUCAUACUUUGAGAUCUUGGCUGAAAACUAACCAUGAAGGGAUCUGAGAGGCUCGGCCGGCCUCAGCGCCUGAUCUAGCAUGUUAAUACGGCCAAAGACAGGCAGUCUGGGAGGGCUUUCAGUUGUUUGUGUAGAAAUGAGUGCACUGGAAAAUUAGCCUAUCGUAGCUGUGUCUAGCCAGAAACCCAUUUUGUCUGUUUAUUUAGUUUAACUGCAUCUCAUCAGACAGCUCUGACUUUGCUCCCCAUAAAUAUAAAAUCUGCUCCAACAAGUCACAGUGAAAUAUGUGUAUAAACUUCUGAAGUGAUGGUGAGGAAUGCUAAAAUAUUUAUGGGGCUCCACACACAUUUAGGCAUCCUUUCAAUUCAGUGAGGCUGCAAGUAGAUGAAAUGAUAAUAGAGGACUUGGCUGGUGUUAAUAGCAGCCAGCCGACCAGCUUAAUCUGUCCAUCCCACAUUCUCUCUUGUAAAUCAAAUUAAAGAAGAAGGAUUGGACAGCUGGUACUUCACUCCUAUCCUGGGUAACAGCAUGCUUCUCUGCUCUAUUGUCCCUCAGACCUCUUCUAUUCCUGGACCAUUAGCUACAAAGAACCUUUCCCUUAAUCUUAUUCUUCGAACAAUGCUGUAACUCACAUUGAAAAGAUGCCGUUUCGUGUUUGGUUGUUAGGCGACAAACGUGUGUUUUUAACGCAUAGAAAAGCUCAGCCAUCAGGGAUGUGUAAGAAUAGUAUUUCUACAAGAAUCUUUUCGGAUGCAUCCCAGCGACAGUAUUAUUCCAAAAAAUGUUAUGAGAAAGUUCUGCAAAGCUACUAGUGUUAUCCCUUCUCAAAGAUAUAUUAACAUUCUCAGAGGCGAGUGUAAAAACCUUUGGUCUUGUGCUAACAUUUACUGAAUGUUGUAUUGAGCACAUUGUGAGAAUGCCUUACAAAAGAACAUUCUGUAAUGUCAUGUAAUGCUCGAUAACUUCCUGAAAGCAUUAUUUGAAUUUAUGUCUUCCUCUUGUUAUCGUGUAACGCAAUCUGUGACCCUGACAACAUCCUCAAAAUGUUCUGUGAACAUUGCGGUCAAAAAAUGUCCUAUGUUAAUGUUGAACAUGAAGUCUUAUCUAUCUAUCGUCAUCACCUGUGUUUUAUCAAUCUGUUUUAUCUUUGUGAGUGAGAAUGUUAUUGCAGAGAAAGUUCUGAGAGCAUUGAAUGGAGCAAAGUUGUGUUUUAUUGCUUUUGAGUUAGGCAAAUAAAUGGAACAAACCAUGUUGCUGACAUAAUCUGCAAAUUUAUGAAGCCACUGUCCUUUUUUUGGUGAAACUACGAUUAAAGAUAUGAUUUAUGAUUUUCAUAUGUCUGGUUUUCUCUCCAGUGGCACCAUGUCUUAUUCAGAAGAACAUGGUGGGCAUCAGGAGGAAGAAGAUGAGGAGCAGGGGGAGGGAGAAGAAGAACGCCCCAAAUACAAGCCGCUGGUGACACAGCUUGCUGCCCCAAAAAUCCCAGAAGGGGAGAGGGUUGACUUUGAUGACAUCCACAGGAAACGGAUGGAAAAAGAUCUUCUGGAGCUGCAGACUCUGAUUGAUGUCCACUUUGAGCAGAGGAAGAAAGAAGAAGAGGAGCUGAUUGGACUCAAAGCCAGAAUUGAGAGUCGGCGGGCAGAAAGAGCCGAGCAGCAGCGUGUGAGGGCUGAAAAAGAGCGAGACAGGCAGACACGGAUUGCGGAGGAGAGACAGAGGAAAGAGGAUGAAGAGGCGAAGAAGCGAGCCGAUGAUGAGGCCAAAAAGAAGAAAGUGCUCUCCAACAUGGGCGCUCACUUUGGAGGCUUCCUAGCAAAGGCGGAGCAGAGACGAGGAAAAAGACAAACUGCAAGAGAAAUCAAGAAGAAGACUCUGUCGGAGAGACGCAAGCCGUUGGCUAUCGAGAACCUGAGAGAGGACGGCCUGAGAGAGAGAGCCAAAGAGAUGUGGGAAUGGAUCUACCAGCUGGAGUCUGAGAAGUUCGACCUGACUGAGAAGAUGAGGAGGCAGAAAUAUGAGAUCAAUGUCCUCCUGAACAGAAUCCAACAUGCUCAGAAAUUCAAAAAGGGCCACGGGAAGGGGAAGGUUGGAGGACGCUGGAAGUGAACUCACACACAGGAGGCAUAAAAAAACAGAAGACUGAUCUUUAGUUUCAGGACAAGGUUGCAGCAGUUUUGCAGUGUUUAUCAUUGACCAGCACUAGGUAUGAUAGACUUUUGUGUGUCCUUUACUUUAAAUGCAUCCUCUGAAAUUUGCAUCUUUAGUUAAUAAAAUGCAUGAACGCACAACAUAUUUCGGCGUUUGACAAAUAGAAUUUUUCUGCUGAGAAUUCAUGACAGCUGCUACAAAGGACUAUGACUCACUAGCUGAGGUCUCUCACAAACUUCUUUACGAAGGACAAAUAAAAUGUGUUUGCAUAAAA